Drosophila willistoni is the source of this 636-nucleotide messenger RNA. Its product is annotated as zinc finger CCHC domain-containing protein 7-like. Gene Ontology annotation, molecular function: nucleic acid binding; zinc ion binding. Lineage: Eukaryota; Metazoa; Arthropoda; Insecta; Diptera; Drosophilidae. The record is from RefSeq and is a predicted model, not a curated record. The transcript is spliced from 2 exons. The coding region runs from base 15 to 611 and encodes 198 amino acids.
UCAAAGGUGUACAAAUGGACAUGCUUCUAGUCUCCAAGCUUAAAGGACGGGCUCAUGAGUGGUUACAUGCCAAUAGUACGCGCAUUUUGGAACCCGUGGGCAACAUCUGUGAGCAGCUCGUCGAGUCGUUCGGGAAAACUGUGUCUCAAGCAGAUGCCAGGCGCUUAUUCGAGUCUCGAAUUUGGAGCGCCAAUGAGAGUUUCGUCAGUUACAUCGAUGAGAAGGCCAGGCUGUCAGAUGCUAUCUGCAUCAGCGAAGAGGAGCGAGUAGACAAAGCCAUUGAAGGGAUUCCUGUGGAGGGACUCCGCAUUCAAGCGCAGAUUCAAGGAUUCAAAUGCAUUGCAGAAUUACGCCGUGCAUUUUCAGGCAUUCAGCUACCGGUACAGCGAGCAGCAAGAGAAACUACAAAGGUGGCCGCUACGGGCAGACGUUCCAAAGAAGGUUUCCGUUGCUACAACUGCAACUCGAAGGGCCACAUGAGCAAGGACUGUAAGAAACCCGACAGAGUGCCAGGGUCCUGUUUCGGAUGCGGUGCCUUGGAUCAUUGGGUGGCUAAGUGUCCACUUAAUAAGGAGAAGCUGGCUAAAGGAUGCGACGACCAUGCUUCAUAGACUCAGGCAGUGAUGUUUCACUUAU